AUUCUGAAGAGGUGUAGAAAAAUCAUCGACAAUGGACGAAGAAUUCCAAACAUAUCUCUGCCGUGAUUGAUUAGGAGGCUCCUAAUGGGAUAAAUAGCUGUCGUCAUCGUAGCCUCAAGAGAAAGACGAUUUUGUCGCAUUGUCGUUUGCAAAGUUGAUAUUUUGGAGAUACGGGAGUCUAUUUGAUGUAUUUGGAUGUGUUUGUUUAACCUUAUUUAGAAGCCUUUUCCCUAUCCUUCAUACUUGACUGCUAUUGCCAACGUUGGAAGAGGACAAUAAUCACCCUGCAUGCUGUCCGCAAUUCAUCACCCAUUUGCGAGCCCAAUUGUGUCUUUUAUACGUCCGCUCCGGCGAGCAGGUCACCAUUUGCGAGUUGCUGCACCUACGGUUCGGUCGGUCGCACGCACCGGUGGAAAAUUAACCAGGAUUACUUAUUCAUCUCCGCAUGAGACUGCUGUUGUGUUUGGACGUAAGCGAAUGCCAUUUGUAGUGACGGACACAACACCCAUCGUUGAUGAAUAAUGACCAUGACUUUGCCUGUUUAAAUGCUGGAUUUGGAAGAAAGGGAUUGAAGCCAGGAUAUUGUAGGGUUUCUCUCAAGGAUUUGACUGUCUAUUACAACACUAUCUGCACUAGUGAUUCUUUUCUUCAUUUUUGGUGCACAGAAGUGGUCUGUUCAGAAAAAUCUGAAAUCACAGCGGUUAUUUUGUCUGCAUUGUGCAGUGAUCACAAGAAAAGGGUGCAUUCACACGGCAAUGAACUGAUACAAUCAUUUGAAUCAUGGAGCAGUGGAGGAUAGAUUGUGUUGCAGUGGUGCUGCUAGCAUUGGUUGUCAUACUCACCAUUGGACAGUCAGCUGCAUCACCACCAGUUAUCACAGUUGGCCUGAAUAAUGAGGCUGGUAUAGAAGGGGGCACUGCAAUAUUCUACUGCAAGGCAACGGGUGACCCCGCCCCAACGUUUCAGUGGUACCGAAGCAAGAAGAGGGUGCGUGGAACUCGUUUUGAGAUCGUUGAGAUGGAGGGAGGAUCUGUGCUGAGGAUAUCUCCCCUUCGAAUUAAAGGUGGUAGUGGGGACCAUGAACACCCGGUGAUGUGUGAGGCAACCAACGAUGAUGGAAGAGCCACAACACAAGCAAGGCUGAUGGUUUACGAAGGUAAGCGUCAGGAUUGGGAUUAUAUGGUUAAGGAUCUGGGACUUACUAACACUAAGGUUUUCGAUGGAUUGAAAAUGUGAAAAUACCUUUUCAUAGAUAACAACUGUUCCUCUUUUGUAGUAUUUUAUACUCUUUAAAUUGUAGGUUUUAUGAAUUUUGUUUUCCUCAUAAUCGUUUAAUACACCUGUCGAGUGGAGCAAGUUGAAAGUACUCUUUUUAUGCCCAAUUUUUUUUUCUUCAUCCCUCAAAAUUUUGCAAUUCUCUUCACAGGGUUGGCAUCCAUGCCUUUUUAUGAUUGGUUCCUGGUUAAUGUUUUGAAUAAAAUGCAUAGGCAACAACAAUUUUCAAAACCUACUUGAAAUUUUUACAAAUGUAGUAGUCAAUGGGACAAAAGAUCGAAAUGAAUUCAAAAGAAUUGAAUUAGCUCUUUGUUUCAUUGAGCAAGUAAAUUGCAAAUUAAAUAUAAUGAAGGGAUAGAAAACGAUGCUACUAAGUAAGGUCUUCUUUAUGGGUUAAAUAAGAACAAUUUAAGGCCUUAUUCAAUUAUGAAUGUAUUGCUAUCUAAAACAGAUCACAUUCAUUUGCAACAGAGUAGUACACAUAAUGGUGACCUAAUAAUGAACUAUGUUAGCUUAAUGAGGUGUCAUGGCUAGACCCGACAGCCCUCUUCUAAUUAAAUUGAACCUAAUUGACAUAUAGCCUUUUAGCGUCAAUGAGCACUCGUAUUUGCCAACAUGAAUAUUUAAGUUAAUGAAGUAAUGGUAUGGGCUACCUACGUGCCUACGUGUAUUAUUUGCGUGUAUAUGAUGCCAUUAUUUUAUGAUGGGUGUUAUUAACAUGUAUAGCUAGUCAUACCAUACAGGGUAUAAAUUGGGGCAAUUUUUUUUUCAUAGAACACUCUGUCUUGUAGUGUUAAAAACGCAUCAGAAAAUAUCGAAGUAUAAAUCUUAAUUCUCAAACGGCACUUUGUAUCCUGGAAAAGGCGCUACAUUAUUAGUGUUUAAGUAUGAUUUUACACAUAUUUCAUAUUCAAAAUCCAAGAAUAUGGCUACAAUUUUGCUUAUUGACGAUGGUCUUCAAAGUUCUUUUUAAGUCUUAUAGUGAUCAGAUUCUCCAAUCAUUAAUGAGACAGGGAUCAACUACUUUAUAGGCCUAUAUACAUGCAAUCCGUUAAAUCAAGCUUCUGUAGACACUGAAGUAGGAGAAAAGGCAUUUGGACGUAUUUUCAUAAGGGGCUUUGAUAAAGAGGGCAGGGUUGUUUCGAAGAGUUGUCCCUCCUUAUUUGUUACUGUGUACAUUACCUGAUAUGAAGAUUUGCAGUUGGCUGCAGGGCCAAAAUUGAUUUUUCCAUUGAUGGGAAGAAUGAAAUUGGGUUAUUCAAAUGAUGGCCUACUUUUUUUUAGGAUCUAUAUUGUGUACUGAACAUGCUCUUAAGGCUAAAUAGAUUUGCGGCAUCUAUACUUCAUUCAUGAAAAUAAUAAUUGUGUUGAUAAAUGGAUGUUUGUAAUUCUCCAUGUUCCUUGUCAAUUUCAGCUUGUGAAAGAUAAUGUAAGGUGCAUUGCAAAAGGAAAUGAUCAUGUUUUCAUUUUCGGAUAUUUUGUUGCGUGUUUGCCUCAAUAGAUGUGGUGAAGUUAUUUGUGUGUAUGUGUUUAUUGAGAUUCAGGACAGGGACCGAUGUUUUACAAUGGGACAGGGUUUCUAAACCCUCUUUCUUUCCCCCACCCACCACCUCCCUCCCAUUUCUUUCUUUUUCUCUUUGCACAUUUGGUAUACCAUACAGUUUAUUAUAAUAGCAAACUUGUUUACUACAAUACCUGUUUAUCAAAGCGAACUCAGAUCUGGUGCCAUGAUGGCCCUUUGAGGCACGGGAGAUCAUCAAAUCAAACACAAUUGGUGUCUGUUUAUCACAGUACUUAUUAAAACCCAGCAACAUGAUGUUAAAAAGAAAAGAAAAAAUGAAAAUGAGAUGUAAUUGAGCAGAUAGUUACACGGUUCACCGGCGGAGCAGAUCAAAUGCUUCCAAGGCAUAAAAACAUGUUUUUAAUUGGGUUUCAAGCUGGGCGAAUCCACCAUGGAGACUUUCAUGAAGUGUCUUGCUGCUGAUUUUUGCCUGGCAGAUGCGCUCUCAGCCAAUCAGAUGCAAGGAUUUUAGUAGCUUAUAACAGUAAUUGUUGGUUGCUUCAUGAAAGGUUCCCCUGACCUUCUAUGGGUGAUUCAUUCAAAAUUCAUCUCAUGACUUUUAAGAUAUGGUGAUCAUCUCGAUUCGGCAACCUCCUGGGUAAAUGAAAUUUAUCGAAGAGAUGAAUAUUCUUAGUAUUUCAAAGAAGGGUUUAGGCCUAUUUAAAGUAAUUUUUCAUGCCUAUAAUAUUUGAACUGACGGACCUUUUUUCUCUCAGUAGCAAGUUGUUUGCAAAGAAAGAGAAGCACAAUUUGGUAUUCUUGAUUAACAAAAGAAAAUAUGAUGUAUGAAUAAAUGAAUUAUCAUUUAAUGAUAUGAAUAAUCAGUCCAUGAUUAUCAUCUAUUGGCACUUGACAUUUCUCAAAAUAGCUUUUCCCAAUCCCCUCCAUAAUAUCCAAUUGAUGGAUGCCCUGAAAUUAAAGCAUCCGUGAUAAAACCCAAAUCAAGGGUUGUCAACUUUUGAUGGAUUUUUAUGGAAAUUUCAAGUAAACAGCACUUUUUCAGUGAAUACAGAAUAUUUUGUGUGCAGUUCUGGCGAGAUAGAAUUUUACGAUUUUUUUUUAAACAAACAAAGUGCCAUAAAAAACUCUUUCAGUUGUAACUGAUGUGGUGCAAUUACUGCUACUCUUAGCAGUAGUAAUUUUCUCAUACCAGGAAGCGGAUUUGGGGACUGAAAUAAAAGGGGGGUAAAUAUUGUGGUCGUUAGAAACCCACAAGGCACAAUUAGCCCAUAGAACAAUAUUAUUCAGUUGUGAUAUUUCAGAACAAGACCAUUUCCUGUGAGUACAAUAUACUGUUGCAGCCAUUUCUAAGUUACAUUAUAUAUUAUAUACUACCUCCUUUUCUCACUACACCACUUCCCUGGAGUGGAUACAAACCCAAACUGGAU
Molecule: messenger RNA, 4224 nt
Organism: Lytechinus pictus (painted urchin)
Lineage: Eukaryota; Metazoa; Echinodermata; Echinoidea; Temnopleuroida; Toxopneustidae
Product: receptor-type tyrosine-protein phosphatase S-like
Exons: 3
Coding region: 781-1236 (151 amino acids)
Biological process (GO): homophilic cell-cell adhesion; dendrite self-avoidance; axon guidance
Cellular component (GO): axon; plasma membrane
Molecular function (GO): cell-cell adhesion mediator activity
Source: RefSeq, a predicted model, not a curated record